Lytechinus pictus (painted urchin) is the source of this 4279-nucleotide messenger RNA. Its product is annotated as neurotrimin-like. The record is from RefSeq and is a predicted model, not a curated record. The transcript is spliced from 12 exons. Gene Ontology annotation, cellular component: neuron projection. Gene Ontology annotation, molecular function: protein binding. The coding region runs from base 72 to 1685 and encodes 537 amino acids. Lineage: Eukaryota; Metazoa; Echinodermata; Echinoidea; Temnopleuroida; Toxopneustidae.
UUCGUGUGGCGCUUUGGCGCUUUACAAUCUCUGGGAACGGACAGGCGUUGAAACCAAAUUAUUCGCACAUCAUGUCGUGUGCAAUUGAAGUGUGUAUCUUUAUUCUGCUACCUUAUCUUCUAGUUGCUGCUUCUCCAUCCGUUAUCAUGUGCACUGUCUUCAAUGACAAUGGCCUACUACGUGCGUGUAUGAAGAGAUUGAACGUAAAGGAUAGCAAGUCUGCGUGUUUGCUAGAACGAGAGCUGCGAGAAUGCAUGGAGAACAAGCCCACAAACUCUACAAAUGAACCGGUAUUCGUAAAUGAUGAGAAGGGGUUGGUGGUCGUUCUCGACGGCGAGGAUGCAGUUCUGCCCUGUAGGGUAACCGGUGAUCUCAAAGGUUUGGAAGUGACAUGGCUAAAAGAAGACCCUGUACAAUCACUCUCCAACACUCGCAAUCCCCGCUUUGAUGUCAGACGAAAAGGAAACACAACCUUUGACCUGUUUAUUGCUUCCGUUGGAUUAACUGAUGAGGGUGUAUACAUCUGCCAGAUAAAUACGAGAACCCCAACAUCUCGACAGAUCGAGUUACGUAUAGGACGGCCGUCAUUUAUCCAGGCCAUCAACUACGGAGAAUGCGCCAUUGACCUCCAGGUCCAAACUCCUACCAUCACCGUCAACGAAUCAAAUUCGUUCUAUGUCGAUUGCAUCAUUACUGGAUUUCCACCGCCGCUCUUACAAUGGAUCUCAUUGGUCAACGAUAUCGAGUCGGCGAUGAAUAUGCAGUAUGUUAACGUAAAUGGAGGAAUCCGAUUGGUUGUUGAUAAUGUAUCACGUGAUCUCGGAGGUGACUACGUUUGCAGAGCGAGUAAUUCAUACGGCGAAGCGGAGAAAAGCAUUAGGUUGAUUGUGCAAUAUAAGCCCAGUAUAUCUUCCCUCCCAUCUGUCAUCUAUGCUGGACUGAACAGUUACAUCAAAAUCGACUGUGAUGCCGACGGUUCCCCUCCAGCGAGAUACAGAUGGAUUCAAAAUAAAGAAGAUGAAGAAAGGUUUCUUACAUCACAAAGAUCCCUCGUAUUCGUCAAACUAGAAGAACCUGAUUAUGGCAUUUAUAAGUGUUAUGCUUCCAAUCUUCUCGGGACCGCGUCGGUAAAACUAGAAAUCAGCGGGAAGCCUAUGAGACCGACAAUCCUCAGCUCAGUGACCGGGCUACGUCGCCAUGCAUACGAGCUUGUAUGGUCUCCAAAUAUCGUCACAACAUACGGCACAUAUCUGAGCAUCGACGAAUUUAUUGUGUCCUAUCGCCCUCUGCAUAGGCCGAAUACCGACGUCAUCUUCGGAAACCAAACCCAUUCUCAAUGGUACCAAGGGGUGGUUCCAGUCUCUUCUGGUUCUGAAGACAUAUCACACGUCCUUCGAGAUCUCUACGCAGGGACAACCUACGAGCUUGUCCUGUUUGGAAGGAAUUCGUUAGGCAACGGAGAGGGCGCUAGACUUGUUUUCAACACAUCUCUAUCGGACGCAUCAACCGAUGAGGAUUCUACUACUGACAAGAGAAAGGGCGAAGAACAUGUGAAUUCUGAGAUCCCGACUGCCAUCGCUUUGUCAUCGCAUUCCUGUCAUCAAGGAUAUGGUUCACCAAUCCUCACAUACUGUCUUGUUGCCAUCAUCGUCACCAUGUUCCAUGGAGCGUGGCUCUGUGGUUAGAUCUCUGGUGCUGGAAGAUGUAUACAAGGUUCAAGACGAAUUUGUUACCAUGGGAACUGCGCUUUCUGGCCAAUCAAAAUCAAGAGGUUGUUGGAUCUGACGUGGCAGAUGACAGAUGUUGAUGAAAUGGCCCCAGGUUUGAGCUUUGAUUGUUUAUCCACAACAUAUUUUUGACAUUUCUGACUGGAAUUUAGCUUCUAAAAUCCUUUGGUUUACAGCAGUAAUAUACAAAGUAAACAAACUAUUCUCCAAAUGAUGUAUGAAAUUCCAAAUCAAUAAUUUUGAAGUGUCUCGAUAAAAGGAAUUCCAUGCACCUGUAAAAUUCUUCAAUAUAAAAUGCAAAAUUAACUUAAUGCAGAAUUGAUAGUCGCCAUAUUUGUCUUUCCUACCAGAACGCAACCUCCAAACGUACACUCCUAAUACUAUGACACUAUAAAAAUCGUGACUCACCCUUUUGUUAGAAUAUUCCAUUUAACCAUAAGUUGCCAUGUCGAACUUCACAAAAACAUAUUGCUGAUGCUAGUUAUUGUUACAAAAAUGGUAAACUCAAAUAAAACCACAAAACAAUAAUUUUUUUUCUCCAUAACUGUCGGCUCUCCACACUUGACACAACUUUGCCAACAUCAAUCUCUAAUUAUCUUGCAUUUGAUAGCAAAUCAGAAAAAAAAAUUAUUAUUGGGAACGCAAAGAGAUGUUAGCUGACUAUAUAGUAUGUUCUAUAUAAGGAUAUAUUAUCCUGAUUAUUAUUAGUGGCAAACCUGGGCAUGGGAGCACAAAUAUGAAAGAGCACUCCUGAUUGGUUCCUGCUCUGUAUUUUGAAUAAACUAUGCAUGCAACAAUGAUCCUGACUGGACAGCUAGAGAUUGAAUGCAAAGAUUAGUGUAAUGGCUAGAGUCCAGGCCCGUCUUAUGAAGAGUUACAAUUGAUUUGAUCAACCACAACUAUGGAAAGCCAGCAACGUCAACAUCUAAAUUGCAUGUUUUGUUCAUUCAUUGUUUUCUUUAAAAUUCGGUAUGCUUCUCUUUGUUAACAAAGGACACUGUUAAAAUUUUGUGUAGAAAAUACUGACAUUGAUUGAUUUCCAUACAGUUGAGGUUGAUCGGAUCAAUCAUAUCAAUCAUAACUCUAUGGAAAUCCAUCGGUGUCACAAUUUUUUUCUACAGCAAAUUUGCAUACGUCCUUUGUAAACAAAAACGAACACACCAAAAAUUGUCAAAAAAAAAAAAAAAUCUCAAUUUUUGUUUGAACAAACAUGCAUUUUAGAUGUGGGCGUUGCUGGCUUUCCAUAGUUGAGGUUGAUUGGAUCAAUCGCAAAUCUUUGUAAGACAGGGGCCCAGGAGUCGUAUUCUUGAUAUAAAUGUAUUAUGCACAAAAGGUUUAUGAAGAAAUAUCUAUCAAUUUGAAGUGUAUGACUUUUACUUAGGCUAUGAUAAUUAUCAUAAAUAUCAAAUUUUUCUGUGCUUGUAUUGCUCUAUACACGCUUAUAUGCUAGUUUGUCAUCUGUACGAUGUUAUAUAUCUAAAGUAGUUUUAUUGCAUUGGUGACAUCAAGCUCAUAAAAUAAAAGUAAAUAUAUUAUUUUCUACAGAUUAAACAAAAGGAAAGUAAAAAUCUGUUCAGAUAUGACAUAAUUCAAUACUGAAUUACUUACAAAAUUUCCCCUCUUUUUACCUUAUUUAAUCAAUAUAUAUCUUAUUUAUAAAUACAAAAUUAAAAAUAUCUUUUGUCUUGUCCCAAAUUACAUAAGGGAAUUUUUUUAGAUGCAAUCAGUUGACCCUUCAAUAAAAAUCUUAACUUUUCUUAUAUUUUUUUUAUUUACAGCUGGUAUCAUUUGCAUCUACACUUUAGCAUUGAAUAUAAAUUGAUAAUUAUCAGUUUGUAAAAAAAACCAUAACAAAUGCCACUGACCAAUCAAAUAAGAGUUACUAAAGAGUUAUCUUCAUCAACAUGUUGAGCGCCUUGAGCACCUAGCAAGGUGGAUACUUGCGCUAUACAAAUCCCAUUAUUAUUAUAAACUUAAACAUAUAUGUAAUGUCAAUACUGAAACAAGUGGAAUCACUGAAUAACUAUAUACCCCUGAAUCUAAACAAUAGAAAUUCACAUUUGAAAAUAAAUGCUUAAGACUUUAAUUCUGAUCUGUUGAUUUUGAUUUUAAAAUUAGAAUAUGAAAAUAUUUCUAUAUCAAGCACAUUUAGAUUUACUAGUGAAUCAUUCUUUAUCUCUGCUCUGUAAUGUUUAUCAACGAGAUAUGUAAACCCACUUCAAAAUCACAUUCUUCGUUCCUUCAACUCGACAUUUUCCCUUGGAAAAAUACAAGCCUUGCAAACAAACUAAACCUUUCUUGACCACUUUGGUAAUGGUCAAAUUAUAUCAAAGCAAAUUGUCAAACUCUUGUGCUGUUCAGCAGGAACCCAAUAUACAGGCAUCAUGCGUCUUUCAUAGCGGCUUCCCGUGUUCCCCGUUAUUUGUCUAUGAUAAGUGUGGGAUUGGUAACGAGAAGCCGCUUGUAGGAUUCCUGCGGAAAACACGCUGCUCUGACAAAGUGCCCAAUUCUAAAUAAACCAUGGCAACUGAAACAUAUAAUAUGCAAAUAAA